Nymphaea colorata (pocket water lily) is the source of this 1952-nucleotide messenger RNA. Its product is annotated as glycylpeptide N-tetradecanoyltransferase 1. Lineage: Eukaryota; Viridiplantae; Streptophyta; Magnoliopsida; Nymphaeales; Nymphaeaceae. The transcript is spliced from 3 exons. Gene Ontology annotation, biological process: N-terminal peptidyl-glycine N-myristoylation. The coding region runs from base 403 to 1704 and encodes 433 amino acids. Gene Ontology annotation, cellular component: cytoplasm. The record is from RefSeq and is a predicted model, not a curated record. Gene Ontology annotation, molecular function: glycylpeptide N-tetradecanoyltransferase activity.
CUAGCGACGUCCUCACGGUAAAGUGGGGACUUUUGUAGCAACGCGUUCUUCUCCCGACGGCUUUCCCCAACAGACAAAACCCUAGAAUAAAGUCAUUAUUCCUUCCUCCCCUUCGUCACUCAUUCCCGUGAUCGGCCAGCCGGCAGCUCUGGUAAGUGACAGAAAGCCCAUAGCCGAUUGAGAUACUGCGCCAAGACAUCGAAUUGGACGAAAUCUCAAUGGAGAUCUCAGGAUGAACGAUUGAGAUAUCCGACAAAAAAGAUCGAUUUCUUUGAUACCCAGUUGAGCUUUCGUUCUAAAAAUAGAUUUUUUUGAAUUCCCACCUGAUUUUCCGGGCGGCAAUUGCAGAUUGUGUCGAGAAUCACAAUAUCCUGGUAAAGAUCGAGCGCUUCUUCCGACGGAAUGAGUGGCGAAAACCCAUCGUCUGGACCAGCAGACGAAUCAAAUGAAGGGAACUCCCCAGCAGUGAACACCACGAGCAACGAUCAAAUCGAUGCCAUCAGUAGGAGGGUUCAGGAAGCGCUGUCUAUGGGAAGGCGCCACCGGUUCUGGGAGACCCAGCCGGUUGGGCAAUUCAAGGAUGUCGGCGACACCAGCCUGCCAGAAGGUCCGAUCGAGGAUCCCUCUCCUCUCUCCGAGGUGAGGCAGGAGCCGUAUAAUCUCCCUAGCCCCUACGAAUGGAGCACCUGCGACAUGGACUUGGAAGAGACCUGCACGGAGGUCUACAAUCUCCUUAUGAACAAUUACGUUGAGGACGACGAGAACAUGUUCAGGUUCAACUAUUCAAAGGAGUUUUUGAGGUGGGCGCUGCGGCCGCCGGGCUAUUUCAGGAGUUGGCAUAUAGGCGUCAGGGUCAAGGGGUCGAGGAAACUCGUGGCAUUCAUCACCGGCGUGCCGGCGAAGAUUCGUGUUAGGGAUCAGGUUGUUCUGAUGGCGGAGAUCAAUUUUCUUUGUGUUCACAAGAAGCUCCGAUCGAAACGGCUCGCCCCUGUGAUGAUUAAGGAGGUCACGAGGCGGGUUCAUUUGGAGAAUAUAUGGCAGGCAGCUUAUACUGCCGGUGUUGUGCUGCCAACUCCAAUCACAACAUGCCAAUAUUGGCAUCGCUCGUUGAAUCCUAAGAAGCUUAUCGAUGUUGGUUUUUCUCGACUCGGUGCAAGGAUGACAAUGAGCAGGACGAUUAAGCUGUAUAAGCUGCCUGACUCGACAGCGACGCCUGGUUUCAGGGCAAUGGAGUUGAGGGAUGUGCCAGCGGUUACUCGGCUUCUGAGGAAUUAUCUUUCCCAAUUCAUUGUUGCGCCGGAUUUUGAUGAAGAUGAUGUGGAGCAUUGGCUUCUUCCAAAGGAAAACGUUAUUGACAGUUUUGUGGUUGAGAGCCCAGAUUCUCGAGAGAUAACCGACUUCUGUAGCUUCUACACCCUACCAUCUUCGAUUCUUGGGAAUCAGAAUUAUUCAGUACUGAAGGCAGCAUACUCGUACUACAAUGUUGCGUUGCAGACCCCUCUGCUGCAGCUUAUGAAUGAUGCACUUAUUAUUGCUAAGAAGAAGGAGUACGAUGUUUUUAAUGCAUUGGACAUUAUGCAGAACGAGACAUUCUUGAAGGAACUGAAGUUCGGACCUGGCGAUGGACAACUUCACUAUUAUCUGUACAAUUAUCGGAUAAGGCACACUCUGAAGCCUUCAGAACUUGGACUUGUGCUUUUGUAAUUCAUGGUAAUGUUCUUACAUCUCUUCAUAUAUCAGGGACAUGCAUGAACAUUUUGAUCUGUUUUGGCUCAAUUUUAUGUGAUCCAAAUUUUGUUUCGAGGACUGUUUUUCCUGUCUGUGGUGGAGAUAGAAUGAUUAUGUCUUUCAUCAUUCAAGUGUUUUGUGUAAAAGACCGUAUAUCAUUGAGGAACACAUUGAGUGUAACAUUGGGCAAUUGAAUGAUGCAUCAGAAAUGUUUAUCUGGUCCA